AUGCCGCUUUCCCUCUUCCCUUCACUCCGCUCGCUCUUGCUCCGCCGCGCUGCCCUGCCCGUCUCCCUCGCCGCUGCCGCAGCUGCCAUGCCUGUCCCGCUCGACCUCGCUCGCCUCGACGCAUCCGAGGCGCUCGCUCUCAUCCGCAAGGACGAGGUGACUGUCACGCAGUAUGUGCAGGCGCUGAUUUCGCGGAUUGAGGAGCGGGAUCCAAUUGUGCGGGCUUGGGCGUACUUCGACCCCGCCUACGCUCUCGAGCAAGCCAAAGCACUCGAUGCCCUCCCUCGCGAGAAGCGAGGACCGCUGCAUGGCUUGCCAGUCGGCGUCAAGGACAUCAUGCUCACCAAGGACAUGCCUACUCAGUACCGUUCGCCCAUCUACUCGUCGAAAGUGCCGAUUGGGAUGGACUCGGCUCCGGUGAUGACCUUGCGAGCACAAGGCGCUCUCAUGCUCGGCAAGACGACUACGACCGAAUUCGCUACUUGCCAUACAGGCUGCGAGACGGUCAACCCGCACGACACCUCUCGCACACCUGGUGGCUCGUCUUCGGGUUCUGGAGCAGCAGUAGCAGACUUCCAAGUCCCUGUCGCGCUCGGCACCCAGACGGGUGGCUCUGUCAUCCGUCCUGCCUCCUUCAACGGCAUCUACGGGCUGAAGCCAACCUGGAACGCGAUCAGCCGCGAAGGCGUAAAGAUCUACUCUCUCACAUGCGACACGGUCGGCUUCUUCAGCCGCUCCAUUGCCGACCUCCAGCUCCUCACCUCAGCCUUCCAAAUCCGCGACGACAUUCCUCCUCCCUCCGCUCCUCUCUCGCUCAAAGGCGCCAAGUUCGGUUUCGUCAAGACUUGCGUCUGGCCGCGCGCGACGGAGGGGACGGUCAAGGCGUUUGGGAAAGCGAAGGAGUUGCUCGAGGCGGAGGGAGCGGUUGUUGAGGAGGUUGAGCUGCCGAAGGAAUUCGACGAGGUGCCGAGGCUCUAUCAAUAUGUGCUCUCAAGCGAAGGCCGCUCCGCCUUCCUCGGCGACUACCUUCUCAACCCCUCGAAACUCGAUCCGCUCAUCGUCUCACACUCGCGCAACGACCUCCACGUAACACGCAAGAAGCACCUCGAAGGCUACGACAAGAUCGCCGCGCUGCGACCCAUUAUCGACGAGAUUGCGAGCAGGUACGAUGCGCUCGUUACGCCCUCGACGACGGAUGAGGCGCCAGUGCUUGUUGAGCCUGAGCGGCACACGGGAGAGGCCGUCUUCAACCUUAUCUGGACAAUCCUCCAUGUCCCGGUGUUGAACCUGCCGGGCUUCGCAGGUCCCGCUGGCUGUCCACUCGGCCUUUCUCUCGUUGCCCCCCGCUUCGAGGACGAGCGGCUGCUACACGUCGGCGCGGCAGUCGGUCGGGUCUUCGCUGCGAAGGGAGGCUGGGCGUCUGCGCUGUAG
Messenger RNA from Rhodotorula toruloides NP11, 1431 nucleotides. RefSeq names its product amidase. The transcript is spliced from 10 exons. Gene Ontology annotation, molecular function: catalytic activity. The record is from RefSeq and is a predicted model, not a curated record. Bases 1 to 1431 code for a protein of 476 amino acids. NCBI's taxonomy places the organism in Eukaryota, Fungi, Basidiomycota, Microbotryomycetes, Sporidiobolales, Sporidiobolaceae.